Xylaria bambusicola is the source of this 1527-nucleotide messenger RNA. RefSeq names its product MFS transporter-like protein. The record is from RefSeq and is a predicted model, not a curated record. Gene Ontology annotation, biological process: transmembrane transport. NCBI's taxonomy places the organism in Eukaryota, Fungi, Ascomycota, Sordariomycetes, Xylariales, Xylariaceae. The coding region runs from base 1 to 1527 and encodes 508 amino acids. Gene Ontology annotation, molecular function: transmembrane transporter activity. The transcript has 4 exons.
AUGGCGCCCUUCCAACAUGUAAAGCAGCUUUUCUCCAGGACAAAGGCGGAGACGCCCGGCAAGCCUCCUCGUUUCCUCGCCUUCCGCUCUUCAACCUUCCUGAUAGUGGCAACUGUGAACCUGGCUAUCUUCACUGAUAUCUUCUUCUAUGCGUUGAUCGUGCCCGUGCUUCCUUUUGCCUUGUCAACCCAAGCUGGCGUUGCCGAGGACGAUGUCCAAACCUGGGUUUCUAUCCUCCUGGCAGCUUACAGCGCGGCUUUGUUCAUUGGAAGCCCGGCUUCUGGCAUUUAUGCAGACCAUACGUCUUCGAGGAGAUGGCCGUUACUCCUAGGUCUGGCGGCUCUCGCGGGUGCGACCUUUUUGCUAGCUUUUGGAAACUCCGUCGGGCUCUUCAUCGUAGGUAGAUUGCUGCAAGGGCUGAGUGCUGCCGUCGUAUGGAGUGUAGGCUGUGCACUACUCGUGGACACGGUGGGAAGCUCCGUUGGUGUGGCGAUGGGAUAUGUUAGCACCUCAAUGAGCGUUGCCCUCCUCCUUGCUCCCAUAAUUGGCGGCGUGCUCUACAAUAAUGUCGGAUAUGUAGCCGUCUACUAUGUUGCUUUUGGCGUUGUGGGGUUGGACAUUGUGCUGCGUCUUGUCAUGAUUGAGAAGAAGAUUGCGCGGCAGUGGAUCAAGGAUCCCGAAGCCGAAACUACUUCCCAGAGCGACGUGGAAAAGAACACCCAAGGGGAUAGCUCGGCUGAGGAGCCUCCCAAAAGCUCUACAAUCCCAACCGAGACAGAAACAGGGAUAACAACUGCAGAGCCGCGAGCCAGCCAGUCCGAUGAUCAGAGCAGUGAUGAAAAGGGGGAUAAGAAAAAGAACAGACUUCGUCCACUGAUUGAACUCCUAAAAUCGCCAAGACUCCUGGUAGCUCUGUACGGUAUCCUGGUCGAGUCAGGCAUUCUACUAGGCUUUGAUGCUGUCUUGGCCCUUUUCGUCCGAGGAUUGUUUGAAUGGAACGCAACGGCUGUUGCGGUCCUCUUCCUUGCUCUUUUCAUCCCAGGAUUCAUUGCACCCUUAGCAGGCUGGCUAUCCGAUAGGUAUGGCGCCAAAUGGCCAUCAUUCGCAGGUUUUGUCGCAACUAUCCCUGUGUUGAUCUCUCUUCGGUUUGUCACGGAGAACAACAUCGGACACAAAGUGCUCCUAGCAGUUCUGCUUGCUCUUGCUGGAGCUACGCUUCCGUUCUCUAUGACCCCUCUGAUGGCGGAAAUCAGCUAUGUUAUAGAGGCUAAAGAGGCUGAGAACCCUGGAAUCUUUGGGGAGAAGGGUGUCUACGGCCUUGCCUACGGGCUGUUCAACAUGGCGUUUGCAUUGGGUGGCAUAAUUGGUCCUAUCUGGGCUGGCUAUGUCGUUGACUCUGCUGGUUGGGGCACACUUACGUGGAACUUCGGUUUAUGGGCUGCCUCUGCUGCACUGGCUGUUUUCAUCUUUGGAGCCAACAAACCAAAAACUCCUACCACAGAAGACACACCAACCGAAAGUGCAUGA